Molecule: messenger RNA, 2618 nt
Organism: Cucumis sativus (cucumber)
Lineage: Eukaryota; Viridiplantae; Streptophyta; Magnoliopsida; Cucurbitales; Cucurbitaceae
Product: O-fucosyltransferase 16
Exons: 10
Coding region: 202-1926 (574 amino acids)
Source: RefSeq, a predicted model, not a curated record
AAAAGGAAAAUAAUGAUAAUAAUAAUAAAGAUGGGAAGGAUUCUUCUUCAGGCUAUGUUGGAGCCAUAGCCAGCGGUAGCACUCAGAGAUCCAUUUUUCCUUUCAUCUUUUUCCCCUUUUCUUCUUCUUCUCUUCUCUUCUCUUCUUUCCCAAUCACUGUGGAGGACUGAAUACACGGGAGCUUCGGUGGUCACUGUCGCUAUGGCUUUUCAACGGCGGCGUAACCACUAUUAUCAUCGUUUUAGAUUCUUGAUCCCAUUCAUUUCCGCCAUUUCUGCCGGUCUCCUUCUAUUCUUUGCACUUCUUUCUUUUCUGGCUCCUUCUCCUAAUGAUUCCCAUCAUCACCGCCUCAUUCCUCCGGUUCAGUUCAAUGCUGCCUCCGACGUGGCGAUUGGUGUUUCGCAUUUUCGUGUUCCGCGCAAUGGAGCGAGAUCCGGUCGUGAUCUUUGGACUUCUAGAAAUGCGAAGUUCUACUCUGGAUGUAGUAAUGCUAGCAACAAGUUUCUGAAAGCUAAUGCUAUUACACAUCCGAACCGUUACUUGCUGAUUGCAACUAGUGGAGGUUUAAAUCAACAAAGAACUGGGAUAACAGAUGCCGUUGUUGCAGCACGCAUAUUAAAUGCUACGCUUGUUGUGCCUAAGCUUGAUCAGAAGUCCUUUUGGAGGGAUUCCAGUAACUUUUCAGAGAUCUUCGAUGUUGAUUGGUUUGUAUCAUUCCUGUCAAAAGAUGUGAAAAUCAUUCAUCAGCUGCCAAAGAGGGGAGGGAAAACAUGGAAUACACACUCAAUGCGUGUCCCCAGGAAGUGUAGUGAAAGAUGUUAUCAGAACCGUGUAUUACCUGUUCUUUUGAAAAGGCAUGCUAUUCAGCUCUCCAAGUUCGAUUAUAGACUAGCAAACAAGUUGGAGACAGAUUUGCAGAAACUGAGAUGUAGAGUUAACUACCAUGCUUUGAAAUUCACUGACCCAAUACAGAAAAUGGGUGAAAAAUUGGUCAAUCGAAUGCGAGCAAAAAGCAAUCAUUACAUUGCUUUGCACCUCAGGUAUGAACCAGAUAUGCUAGCAUUCUCAGGUUGCUAUUAUGGUGGAGGUGAAAAGGAAAGGAGGGAACUUGGAGCUAUCCGAAGGCGAUGGAAAACAUUACAUCAAGUAAACAACCCUGAUAAAGAAAGGAGGCAUGGAAAAUGUCCACUGACUCCAGAAGAGGUUGGUUUGAUGCUGAGAGCACUCGGAUAUGGGCAGGAUGUUCAUAUCUAUGUGGCAUCUGGUGAAGUAUAUGGAGGGGAAGAGACACUAGCCCCUUUGAAAGCCCUCUUUCCUAAUUUCCAUUCAAAAGAGACCAUAGCUUCCAAGGCGGAAUUGGACAAAUUUUCUUCAUAUUCUUCUCGUAUGGCUGCACUUGAUUUCAUUGUCUGCGAUGAGAGUGAUGUAUUUGUCACCAACAAUAAUGGCAAUAUGGCAAGAAUAUUGGCUGGAAGAAGAAGAUACUUCGGACACAAGCCUACCAUUCGUCCAAAUGCCAAGAAACUCUAUAGGUUGUUCUUGAACAGACCCAACAUGACAUGGGGAGCAUUUUCGUCCAGGGUUAGAACUUAUCAGAGAGGCUUCAUGGGGGAGCCGAAUGAGGUGAGGCCAGGCAGGGGUGAAUUUCACGAAAACCCAUCGCCUUGUAUAUGUGAAGUUGCCAAGCCUCAUGUAAAGUCUGAUUCGGGACCUAGAAAAUAUGGCAAGAGUGAUCUAACAUCAAGGAGAGAUGAGCCUUCAACGGUAGACGACCAAAACAAUGAUUACGAGCCAGAAUGGCCAGACUCAGAGGAAGAGGAGGAUCAAGUUGACUUCCAAGAUAAAGGUCCAUUGAAUGCAACAAAUUUGGAGUAUGAUGCAAUUAACUCUGAGGAGCCCGAAUUGGAAGAGAUGCUCUCCGACUAAACAAAACCUCUACAAUACUGAUCCUUACCCAUGUUGGUACUUUAUUAACCCUACUUUCACUAGCAAACUUUGCACACCCAAACUGGAAACAAAAUGAGAAUUUGAGAGUUAGAUAGAUCCCCACAGGUCAUUUUUCAUUCAAACGAGACAAACCCGGUCAGAUUUUGGUGUGUGCAUGUGUGUCAUCCUGUAUAUAACACCCCCCAUCCAGAGCCAAGAAAGAAAACGUCUCCCUCUCCCUCUCCCUCUCCCUCUCCCUCUCCUUCCCAUGUUUUGAACAACCAUAACACGUUCUUUUCGGCCGCGGUUUUCAACAGUCAGAUAUUGCAUCAACAAUUCGAGUACCUCAACGAAGUAGUGGUGUGGAAGAGAGGGAGGAGAGCUCAAGGAGGAGGAGAGCUUGCAAAAACAAAAAAAAAAAAAAUCAAAGCAAUGCCGUUGCUGUUGUCAAAUUCCUCCGAGGUAAGGGCCUUAAAAACCUUGCCUGUACAUUUUAUUGAGUGUGGUAAUUAGAUUUUGCGUGAAUUUUUAUUUAUUUCUAUAGAGAUUGAUUAGAGCCUUUUCCAGAAAAUAGUGUUUGCCUCUCUUCUCUUCUCUUCUCUUCUCUUCUGGUGUCAUCAUUGAUGUGUUGUUGUGGAUUUUCUAUUUAUUUCAACUUUCGUCUAUUAAUAAUAUCUCAAGAUUAGACCUCU